AAUCAAGACUCACAUACAAAGUGAUGUCUUAGCUCGGACAUGCUUUCUCUCUCCUCUCUGCUCUCUCUCUAUACAUUUCUAUCAAUCUCUCUUUCUCUCUCUGUGUACGCGAUCUCUAUGCGAACUCUCAAUUCCAAAGGAGAGAUAGAAAUCCUUCAAAUCUACUUCUGUAUCUCGUUUUCUUGAUUCUAGAUUUCUAGGGUUUUGGUUAUGCUCUUGCACUAACCAGAUGUUUAAUGAUUCAAGCGAUUUAUCCAAUCUAUGUAUCGAUUUGCACUGUUAAAUCACUGCUCUAGUUUACUUUGGCAACUUCAAGUUUGUGAAGUAAGUGUUUUCUUCAAGUUUGUGAAGUUUUACCUACCAAAUCUCACUCUUCCUUAAAAUCAUGAAUGGUAGCUGUGAAUUUCUUGUAAUUUCUUGUGCGGUGAACCUUCCAUUGUCCUCAAGCUGUAGAUGUUGUACAUGUGGGCGAUAACUUCUUACAAAGAGCUUUUAUGAUAGCUUUUGAUAUUGGAAAUGGGAUUACUUUAGGAGAAAUUGUCCUACAGUUCUGUAAGUCUUAAAAUUCAGAAAGCAUGCCUUCAUGGUGGGGUAAAUCAUCAUCUAAAGAAGUGAAGAAGAAAGCAAGCAAGGAAAGUUUCAUUGACACGUUACACCGAAAAUUUAAGAGUCCAACUGAGAAUAAAAUAAAUGGCAGAUCAGGAGGUUCUCGAAGACGUUGCAGUGACACAGUUUCAGAGAAAGGUUCUCAAUCUCGAGCCGAAUCAAGAUCUCCAUCACCUUCCAAACAUGUUUCAAGAAGUCAAAGUUUUGCUGAGAGGCCCCAUGCCCAACCGCUUCCCCUUCCUGGUCCGCACCCUGCAAACGUGGGGCGUACAGACUCUGGAAUCGGAAUAUCAACAAAAUCAAAAUUGGAAAAAGGCUCAAAGUCAUCCUUGUUUCUGCCUCUCCCAAAACCAGGAUGUAUCCGUAGUAGGGCAAAUCCAGCAGAUUUAGAUGGAGAUUUGGCCACUCCUUCUGUUUGUAGUGAGAGCUCCAUUGGUAGUGAUGAUCCUGCUGACUCAAGUCAUCGUAGUCCCCUGGCAACUGACUAUGAUCAUGGGCAUAGAACUACUGCAAACAGUACUUCCAGUGCAAUGCUCAAGGAUCACUCUACUGUCACCCAAAUAAACUCAAGAGAGGCAAAAAAAUCAGCUAAUAUUUCUUUUGGUAAUCAUACAUCUCCUACAUCACCCAAACGGAGACCUCUAAGCAGUCACGUGCCAAAUCUACAGGUUCCACAUCAUGGUGCUUUUUGCAGUGCCCCAGAUAGCUCUAUGUCAAGUCCUUCUAGAAGUCCAAUGAGAGCAUUUGGCACUGAACAAGUCAUAAAUUCUGCUUUCUGGGCAGGGAAGCCUUAUACAGAUGUCAAUUUACUAGGAUCUGGCCAAUGCUCUAGUCCUGGUUCAGGUUACAAUUCUGGACAUAAUUCAAUGGGAGGAGAUAUGUCAGGACAUAUAUUCUGGCAACAAAGUAGGGGUAGCCCUGAAUGUUCUCCAAUACCUAGUCCUAGAAUGACCAGCCCUGGCCCCAGCUCAAGGGUUCAGAGUGGCGCUGUGACACCAAUUCAUCCUCGAGCAGGAGGGACGACCAUUGAAUCACAGACAAGCUGGCCUGAUGAUGGAAAACAACAAAGCCACCGGUUGCCACUUCCUCCUGUAUCAGUUUCCAGCUCAUCUCCUUUUUCUCAUUCAAAUUCAGCAGCAGCAUCUCCUUCUGUGCCACGAAGUCCUGGAAGGGCAGAGAAUCCAAUAAGCCCUGGAUCACGCUGGAAAAAGGGAAAGCUGCUGGGUAGAGGCACAUUUGGACAUGUUUAUGUUGGUUUUAACAGUGAAAGUGGUGAAAUGUGUGCAAUGAAGGAAGUGACAUUAUUUUCAGAUGAUGCCAAGUCAAAGGAAAGUGCUAAGCAGUUGAAUCAGGAAAUUGCUCUAUUAAGCCGCUUACGGCAUCCAAACAUUGUGCAAUACUAUGGGUCUGAGACGGUUGGUGACAGACUUUAUAUAUACCUGGAGUAUGUAUCAGGUGGAUCCAUAUACAAAAUUCUCCAAGAGUAUGGACAAUUGGGAGAGCUAGCAAUUCGUAGUUUUACUCAGCAAAUCUUAUCAGGACUUGCAUAUCUACAUUCUAAAAGCACUGUCCAUAGAGAUAUUAAAGGAGCAAACAUACUUGUGGAUCCAAAUGGUCGUGUAAAAUUGGCAGACUUUGGGAUGGCAAAGCAUAUCACUGGACAAUCAUGUCCACUUUCAUUCAAGGGAAGCCCUUACUGGAUGGCUCCUGAGGUUAUAAAGAACUCAAAUGGUUGCAACCUUGCUGUGGAUAUAUGGAGUCUUGGAUGUACUGUUUUGGAAAUGGCUACAACAAAACCACCUUGGAGCCAGUUUGAAGGGGUCGCUGCCAUGUUUAAGAUUGGAAAUAGUAAGGAUCUGCCAGCAAUUCCAGAUCACCUCUCUGAUGAUGGAAAGGAUUUUGUGAGACAAUGCUUGCAACGCAAUCCACAACUUCGUCCUACAGCUGCCCAGCUUUUGGAACAUCGUUUUGUGAAAUCUGCUGCUCCUUUGGAAAGACCUAUUCUAGGCCCUGAGCCUACAGAUCAACCCCCAGCAGUUACAAAUGGAGUUAAAGCUCUGGGCAUUAGUCAAGCAAGAAAUUUUACCCCUUUGGAUACAGAGAGGCUCGCAGUUCAUUCAUCUAGAGUUCUGAAAACGAGUUCUCAUGCCAGUUCUAUGAUCUGUAGUGAGAUUCAUAUCCAAAGGAACAUAUCGUGUCCUGUCUCACCAAUUGGAAGCCCUCUUCCCCAUUCAAGGUCGCCACAGAGAAUGUCUCCCUCACCUAUAUCUAGCCCACGGACCCCUUCAGGUGCAUCCACUCCUCUGACAGGUGGCAGUGGUGCUAUUCCAUCUAAUCAUUUGAAACAGUCAGUUUAUUUGCAGGAGGGUUUUGGAAGCAUGCUAAAGCCCUCAAAUGGUAUCUACAUGAAUGGCCUUUCUUAUCAUGAUUCCAAUCCAGACCUUUUUCGAGGAAUGCAGCCAGGGUCUCACAUUUUCUCCGAGCUGGUUCCUUGUGAAAAUGAUGUACUUGGAAAGCAACUUGGAAGGCCUGCUCAUGGGGAACUUUAUGAUGGACAGUCAGUCUUGGCUGAUCGUGUGUCUCGGCAGCUUUUAAAGGAUCAUGUGAAGAUGAACCCAUGCCUGGACCUAAGUCCCCAUUCUCCUUUGCCAAACCGGACCAGUGGCUUCUGACUUUAUUGCAUUUAGUGCCCCACCAAUCAGAGCAAGCUUUCUAAGUUGUUGGAGAUUGAUGAAUUCACCAAAUCAACAGCUGAUGAAACUAAUGUUUGCAAUAAGUGCUUGGGAAAAGAACUGUGGAAUAAGUUUAAAAGGCCCCAAGGAAAAAGUCAGUAUCGAAUGUUCUGGCUGUAGGUGGAUGGGUCAUAGUGGCUCAGCCUUUAAUCGUAUGCAGUCAGAUCCAUAAUUGAUGAUCACGCUAAGCUAUUUGAUAAUGCUGAUUAUGGCGCUGGGUGUUCAUUUGCACCAAUGAAAGGAACUCACUUCUAGCAAAUAAGAAACUAGCUGUGUGUUAUGACGAGGCAUCAACUUAUACAAAGCAACUGCAUGAAUCAACACAAGGAAAAUCUAUUUCUUCCAGGGAGGUGUGGCUUCUGGUGGUCCAAUGUAUGGUAGUUCCUUCAGUAUGGGUAAUAUUCCAAGCAGUGAGAACUGUACAUUCUUUUAGAUCACGGUGUAGAAGGAAAACAAAGAAUGAGUCCAUGCGAUUUAGCUUUUUGGAAUACUUUUUUGGGAUCUGAGAUUGCUGUACAGUAAUAUGGAGAAUUGAACUGAGGCUAGGCUAGAAAUUUUCUUAAUGAAGAGUCCUCGAUUUGCUGGGCCUGUGCAUCUCUGUUCCACGAUGGUUAUGCUGGCUCAGAUCAACUGUCCUUGUAUAAUCUAUUCAAACUGAGUUGUUAUGUGUACAUUGCCACUUAAGUGAAUUGAAAAAAAGAAAAAAAAAAGCAUCUAAUCCAUGAUUCUGUAACA
Molecule: messenger RNA, 4073 nt
Organism: Hevea brasiliensis (rubber tree)
Lineage: Eukaryota; Viridiplantae; Streptophyta; Magnoliopsida; Malpighiales; Euphorbiaceae
Product: mitogen-activated protein kinase kinase kinase YODA
Exons: 12
Coding region: 576-3278 (900 amino acids)
Biological process (GO): protein phosphorylation
Molecular function (GO): ATP binding; protein kinase activity
Source: RefSeq, a predicted model, not a curated record